Messenger RNA from Ochotona curzoniae (black-lipped pika), 558 nucleotides. RefSeq names its product thymic stromal lymphopoietin (gene TSLP). The record is from RefSeq and is a predicted model, not a curated record. NCBI's taxonomy places the organism in Eukaryota, Metazoa, Chordata, Mammalia, Lagomorpha, Ochotonidae. Gene Ontology annotation, molecular function: cytokine activity. The transcript has 5 exons. The coding region runs from base 1 to 558 and encodes 185 amino acids.
AUGGCACAGUUGCUGACUUCACAUGGAAGCACAGCCCAAGUCCAAGGCUACAUUCAUCCUGAGAACUUCUCAGCUGCUGAGGAAAAGGGAAAACGUGGAUUGACAUAUGCCAUACUAUUUGUUCUGUCAGUUUUUUUCAGGAAGAUCAUCAUCAUGCAACUAGUAGGGCUGGUGCUAACUGACAGCUUCACUAACUGUGACUUUGGGAAGAUUAGAGACACAUAUGAGAAUAUCAUUUAUUUUGGGCUGAAGAGAUAUAUGAAGGGGACCAAAAGUACCCAGUUCAACCCCACCGUGUCCUGUUAUAAUCCGUCAGAGUGUCUGACUAUUAUCGAUCGCGACACUUUCACUCCCACCCACGGCUGUGAGUCCUUUCCCACCGAAGACUUCUCCGAGCAAACCAGGGCCACUCUUGCUUCCCAGUGCCCUGGCUACUCCAGAACUCAGACAAACAGUGCCCAGAAAAUGAAGACAAAGGAAAAAGAAGUCAUCACCUGGAAGUGUCUGGAAAAAGCUGCGCAUUUACUAGGAUUGUGGCGUCGGUUUAGCCGAUUUUAA